AUGUCGAUGUCUCAGGAUUCUCUCAAGAACAGCCGCUCGUGCGGCAUCAACCUCCACUGCCGCGCAGACAACGAAAGCCGCUGUUUGAGACCGGACUACAAGCCGGAGCCUCUUCCCGCGCGCUUUAGAGAGCUCAAGCUAAAGUUCUGGAAAAAGAAUGAAAAAGCCUUGACGGAAAGUUGGAAACGGCUCCUGCCUAGCAUGGAAGAGGAGGUGGAAAAAAUUAAGUCUCAAGGUAGUGAUAUUAUCCCUUCAGUGGAAUAUGCCGAUGUGGUAUCGGGAAAGAUCUCCGAAGCAGACCUGAACGAGAUCCGCCACCGGGGUACUGUGGUCAUUCGCAAUGUGAUUCCUCGGGAUCAGGCCUUGGACUAUAAGCAGCGCAUCCGUGACUAUAUCGCUGCCAACAAAGAGCAUGUGAAGGCAUUCCCUGCAGACUCUCCCGCCGUUUAUGAACUGUAUUGGACUCCGUCUCAAGUGGAAGCCCGCGCCCAUGCCAACAUGCUCGACACCCAGCGUUUCCUGCAGCGUCUGUGGCACUCAUCAGACCCCAUUUCAAAGGUCUCCACUUCUAACCCGCUCAUAUAUGCGGAUCGCCUGCGUAUCAGAGACCCUGGUGAUUCCAAGUUCACUCUUGGCCCGCACGUCGACGGCGGCUCCCUUGAGCGCUGGGAAGACCCCGAGUACUCCAGUGUCUACACCAAGAUCUUGGAAGGCAAGUGGGAACAGUAUGACCCGUGGGAUAUCCGCCACCGCCUGAAUGCCAAGAUGGACAUGUAUAAUGGUGCAGGCGCUUGCUCCAUGCUACGCUUCUUCCAGGGCUGGCUUUCCAUGUCCGACACUGCACCCGGCGAGGGUACCCUCCAUGUGUGCCCUAUGCUCAUUCAUAGCACGGCGUACACCCUUCUGCGACCUUUCUUUGACGUGAAGACCCUCGAGCCUAACCUGGACUCCACCUUCCCCGGUUCCGUGGGAGGUGCUUGCCAGGAAUUCAGCCCUGUUACCCACCCCCACAUGGAUCUGGAGACUACUAUGGUCUCGGUGCCCAAGGUUGAGCCUGGUGACUAUGUCGCCUGGCACUGUGAUUCCCUGCACUCAGUUGAUAAGGAGCACCAUGGCAAGGGUGACUCCAGCGUGCUGUACAUUCCUGCCACACCGCUGUGCGAAAAGAACGUCGAUUAUCUCCUGAAGCAGCGACAGGCUGCUCUCUCCUACUCGCCGCCAUGGGAUUUCCCCGGUGCUGGCGGCCCUGGCGAGAAGGGCUUCAAGGGCGCGAUGGAUUGGUCUUCCUUGAGCCCCGAGGGACAGCGUGCUAUGGGUCUCGGUAACAAGCUCUGGGAGAUUACCAACGCCAUGAGUGAGGGUGAGAAGGAUGCUGUGCGUUCGGCCAACAAAGCCUGCUUUGGAGUGUAA
Molecule: messenger RNA, 1410 nt
Organism: Penicillium maclennaniae
Lineage: Eukaryota; Fungi; Ascomycota; Eurotiomycetes; Eurotiales; Aspergillaceae
Product: DUF1479 domain-containing protein
Exons: 3
Coding region: 1-1410 (469 amino acids)
Source: RefSeq, a predicted model, not a curated record